Molecule: messenger RNA, 1275 nt
Organism: Stylonychia lemnae
Lineage: Eukaryota; Ciliophora; Spirotrichea; Sporadotrichida; Oxytrichidae
Source: the annotation of a GenBank genome assembly
AUGAAAAAUGGCUUAUAUUUGAGCAUAUUUUUCCUUGUUAUAGGAAUUACACAGUCUGUGCUUAUAGAACUCAGCAAGAAACAUAUUAUAGACAGACUUAUCAUAGAUUCUGGAUUUUUCUAGAGUAGUAUAAAUAGAAAGCUGCAAUAACUUCAUCGUCCAAGAUUUGAAGUAUCAUUAGAUUACUCUACAUUAGUUAUUGAAGAUCCAUAUGACUCUUACUAAAAGGCUAUAAAGUACACAAUCCAAGGAAAGGCAUCUGAAGAGUUUUUUACUUCAGUCGUGCUGACUAGGCUAGUACCAUCUCAGCCUUGGGAGAGCUAUAAGAACAAGUUAGUAUGUGAAGUUCAAAUAUAUGGAAUUGAGGAUGAUACUGAAUUGAAAAAUGUUGUGGAAGCUGUGGUUUCUAGAAUGGCUCAUAUCUUUUCUGAUUGGACGAAUAACGCAAUGUAGGAGUCAUAAGAAUAAUUUUACAUUUCCCAUCUUAUCAUGUAUAUGUUUACAAGAGAUUCAGAUUAUUACUACACUAAUGGCGAAUCUUUCUUUUAUGAUUACAGCGGUCAUGAGCUUGUUAAGGUACUAGGUGAUACUACUGAAGUAACUUAAAGCUUAUACUAAAAUGUGCCAAAGCAUCAAUAGCCCAGAUAUCUCGGAAUAACAUUGAAUGAUCAACUUUUAAAGAAAGUCCUUUUGGUUCCAGAGAUAAUUAAGAUGAAUGUAUUUAAGGCCUCUGUUGUUUUCACUAAAUUAGAAAAUCUCUAUCAUGAAAAAGAACUAGUCAAUAUCAUCUUCAACCCUAAAGAUACUUAAUUGAGCUGGUUAGAGAGUGCAAUAAAUAACAUUAAACUUGAAUUCAAGCAGGAUAGAAUUGAAGCCAACAUUGGCAAUAUUGAGGAUGAGCAGAUGAUUGCCAAAGGGUUAAUAAACUUUUUCUUUAGAAAAUUCUUUAGAAAACUUACUUCAAAACCAUUGCAAAUCCCUGAAGGAUUUCCUAGAUUUGAUCUCGAGUCUAUCUUAGAAAGCUUUAAGCUUAAUGUAGGUCCUGGUUAUUUAGAUUUUUCAAUUGAAAAUUUGGACUUAAAUAUGAUUCCUCAUUAUGGUUUUAACUUUGUUACUAUGGUCAGAGACGUUUCAACUGGAUACAACAAUGAUGAAAGAUAUAAAAGAGAUGAAUACAAUAGAUAGCAAGAGAUUGAAAGAUUGCGAAAAUAGCAAUAAGAGGAAAUUAAGCGACGAGAAGAAGAAAGAGCAAGAAACUAAUAUAGCUAUUUAUGA